Messenger RNA from Hirsutella rhossiliensis, 2610 nucleotides. RefSeq names its product sentrin-specific protease. The record is from RefSeq and is a predicted model, not a curated record. Gene Ontology annotation, biological process: protein desumoylation. The transcript has 4 exons. Gene Ontology annotation, cellular component: nucleus; cytoplasm. Gene Ontology annotation, molecular function: SUMO-specific endopeptidase activity. NCBI's taxonomy places the organism in Eukaryota, Fungi, Ascomycota, Sordariomycetes, Hypocreales, Ophiocordycipitaceae. The coding region runs from base 1 to 2610 and encodes 869 amino acids.
AUGGUCGGGGGCCCUCAAUUGUUGAAGACGAUCAACGGCAGGUCGGCCGGCCCUGUCAACACUUUGAACGAAAGUCAUACUGCAAAGCGGCUGAGAUCUGGUGGGCCUGGUCCCACCCAAACCGCCAUCGCAAGCCCCUACUUUCCUGCGCCAAAGCAAGCCGCCCUCGACCUCACCGGUUCAAGUCCGCUCGAUGAUCCCUUUGACCUGAGAAGCACCUCGAGCUCUGUGAAGACGAUUUCUGGCCCUUCGCAGAACGUCGAGGAGUUUCGCAACGCACAGCUCAAGCCGACAUGCGGUUCCACUCGCAAGCGGAAAAGUCCGGCCCAUGUGGUCUCCGACAUCCAAUCUACUUCUCCUGCGAAACGGCGAUCGCAACGCUCAGACCUGACGACGCCUCCAAUCAAGACCCAUAAGCCGCAGGCUCCAGCGGAAACCAUCUGCGACUCUGAGGAUGAGCUCAGCUUCGAGCCUAACAAUAAUCGGAAGAGACCUAACAAUUUUUCCGGCAUUCGACAACCGCAGCGGCGGGCCAAUCUCAGGGGCGACAUCCAGCCCGCCUUCUCUGGCAUCCCUCGUCAGCAUCAGGCAAGACUUCCACCACACCAGCAAGCAAUGGUCAUCAAGAGCGCAGCUUGUGGCAAGGAAUCUUAUGAAAGCGACGACCAGCAGCGCAAGCAGAUAAUCCUCCACCCCUCCGGCCACUUUGAAUUGGUUCCCAUGACAGCCAAUGGCGAACGGUCAGCGUUGGAGUGGCUGCACAUCAAUGUCCAAACUUGUCACAUCCUGCAACACGCCGGAGGAAAGAGUGCCUACGUCGUUAUACAUCGUUCGAUGGUAGGAUCGAUCAAACCAAAGCUCUAUUUGGAAUUCACGACCAGCCAAGGCGCCUCGUAUCUGGCAUCAGUCUUGUCCAGCAUAACUUACGAAACUAAAACUCCAUAUGAACUCGAGGUCAUGGUGCGAAGAGCCAUGUCAAAUGCAAGUCUGUAUGCAAAGCCACCGAGCAGGCUCCCCGUGUAUACCAAAUCACCACAAGAAGCCGAAAGCAACGAGAUACCCUGGUCGAUGGCUCGUUCUAGUCGAGCGGCGAAUGAGGACAAUGGCUCAAGACGCGAGAAGAUAACUGACAAAAUGUGCGGACCAUCCGACAACCAGCCUGUCGUCGCCACUGAGGAGGAAGACGUCCCUUCAACGAGCAAUCACAUUCAAACGCGGCGGACGAGAAGGUCGUCUCCCGCUCCUGUCGCCCGCCAGCAGAGCCCGGACCGCUGGACCAGCAAGAAUCCUGACUGGAGGAAGAAUUGGCACAGAUCGCUUGUAUUUCCUGCCACGGGGAAGAACAGGGCGACCGUGGAUGACGAUGAUAUUCUCCGACUCGACGAGGGGGAGUUUUUGAACGACAAUCUCAUCAGCUUCUACCUCCGUUACUUGCAGGACAGGCUCGAAAAGGAGCAACCGGAAUUGCUCAAGAAAGUCUACAUCUUCAGCACAUUCUUCUUUGAGAAGCUCAGGUCGACCAGGGGAAAGAUCAACUACGAAGGCGUCAAGGCAUGGACGACCAAGUUCGACCUGUUCUCCCACGACUAUGUCAUCGUGCCUGUCAACGAGCACGCGCACUGGUAUUUGGCCAUUAUUUGCAACGUCCCAAACGCCCUCGGCGGUGUCCCGGCCCAAGCCGACGUGGAGGUGAUAGACGUAUCGCAAGACUCCCCGGGACUUGACGUGCCUGGUCCUUCCCCGAAGAAUUCAGCAAGACCGACCCAGCCGACCUCGACUAACCCCGGCUGCAGAACACCGAGUAGUGGCGGCUCACAGAAGUUGGAUCCCCGGCAACCCAAGAUCGUCACACUCGACUCCCUCGGCUCCCAACACCCUCCUACUUGCAAAGCCCUGAAGGACUAUCUUGCUGAAGAGGCCAAGGAUAAGAAGGGGGUUGACCUGGCCGUGAUUCCUAAUGGGAUGAAGGCCAGAGAAAUCCCACAGCAAGACAAUUUCUGCGAUUGCGGAGUCUUCGUUUUAGGGUACGUGGAGGAGUUCUUGAAAGACCCCGACGGUGUUGCCCGCAAACUACUCCAGAAAGAGAGUCUCGGAUGGGACAUGCAGGCCCCGUCGCUGCUUCGAGACAGUAUCCGCGCACUGCUUUUCGACCUUCAACAAGCGCAGCAAUUGCGACUCGACAAGGAGAAGGAAGAAAAGCGCAGGUCGGCGGCAAAGAAGAAGGCUGCGAAGCAGGAGAAGCCUCGAAGCCCCCAGUCGCCUGUCACUGCUCCCCAAGCCUCGCCGAAAGUCAGUAGUCCUGCACGUGACGCGAAAGCUCCUACCGCAGGCAAAGGUGCUUGCGCCGAGGAGAUUAAGAGCGAUUCGGGUGCGGAGGCUUUCUUUUCGGCACAGUCGUCGCCCGACGAGAAGCCAUCCAAGGAAGGGGCCACUCUGGAGAAAAACAAGCCGCCCGAUGACAGGAUGUCUGAACCGAAAUUCGUCACCACGCUCCCAACCACGCCGGACCCGACAUGUUCGGGCGCUGGGUCUUGUCUGGGAGGUGUAGCGGAAGAGGAGCCGAGGCGACCCAGCUACUACUACGACGGUAUUGAUCCGUUCGGGGGCUGA